GUUCACGCCACAGAUGCUCCAGUGUGUGCCGCAGAGUGGAAAACAGGAAUGGCGGCGAUACACCUUUAACACAUAAAGCUGAAGAUCAAUGAAUACUCAUGUGAUGUUGUAGAACAGACAGAAGGGUAUUAAUAGCACCCGGCUUUAGACGCAGACGCACCAUCGCGAAGGCAAACAUGGAAAUCUUUAGAAAUUCAGAGCGCUUGAAGGUUUUUCCACCUCUGGAAUUAGGAAAUAACAGCACGUCUUAAAUGGGAAAGCGACUGUAUAUGUGGAUUAGGAUUGCCGGCUUCCAACGAACAUGAUCAAACGGGAUCGUUAGUUCUGAUUAGUCAACUUGUUUCGUUGAAUAUUUUAAUUGUUCUCGAUUUUAAAUUCGUGACGGUUAUUGUAGUUUAAAAAUCGCGUUUUAUAAAUCUUACUUGAAAUGGAAUGUUUUAUUAAAAAUCAAUAACGUUUGGACAAACUUUACGAAAGCGUUUAGGCAAAGAUACAAACAAAGUUAAACCUGUAAACAUGAGAUCUUCACUGGCCCCGGGCAUCAAACUCAUUACCUCUUUCUCUAGAGACAGCUGGUACCGAUUCUCCAUCCUCGUCCUCACGUUUGUCUUCUACACCAGCUACCACCUCUCUCGAAAGCCUAUCAGUAUUGUUAAGAGUCAGCUGCAUAGAAACUGCUCUAAUGUCAUUCAUCCAGCAGACCUCAACAUUACUGACAAUGACACCUGGUGUGAUUGGGUCCCUUUUGACCAGAACAAUUACCUCAAUCUGUUUGGAGUGCUGGACAACUGCUUCCUCGUUGCAUAUGCCAUCGGCAUGUUCUUUAGUGGGAUGUUUGGAGAACGACUGCCCCUGCGUUACUACCUGAGCUCCGGGAUGAUUCUCAGUGGGCUUUUCACUGCUCUCUUUGGUCUGGGUUUUUACUGGAACAUCCACUCACUUUGGUAUUACUGCCUUGUUCAGGCCUUAAAUGGGCUGGUGCAGACUACAGGCUGGCCGGCUGUGGUGGCAUGUGUCGGGAACUGGUUUGGGAAGGGAAAGCGUGGAUUCAUCAUGGGCAUAUGGAACUCGCACACCUCGGUGGGGAACAUCCUGGGCUCUCUCAUUGCUGGUGUCUAUGUGUCGUCCGCGUGGGGCAUGUCCUUCAUUGUGCCUGGUAUUAUCAUCGCUUCCACUGGUGUCCUCUGCUUUUUGUUCUUGAUUGAGAAACCUGAAGAUGUGAACUGUACUCCACCUCAACACCACGAGAGUGUGGAGCAGGAACCUCUACUGAGGACCUCAUCCAGUAACGAGGAGAUCUUCAGCAGUCACACAUCCACAGUUGUAGAGCCAGUGGAGGACCACAUGGAAGCCAUCAGCUUCUGUGGAGCGCUUAAGAUUCCUGGUGUGGUGGAGUUCUCCUUGUGUUUGCUCUUUGCCAAGUUGGUCAGCUACACCUUCCUCUACUGGCUUCCUUCAUACAUCGUUAAUGUUGCUCAUUUUGAUCCCAAAGAAGCCGGGGACCUGUCUACAUUGUUUGAUGUCGGAGGAAUUGUGGGUGGCAUCCUGGCUGGUUUAAUAUCAGACUACAGUGGAGGCAGAGCCACAACCUGCUGUGCCAUGUUGAUCAUUGCUGCUCCUAUGCUCUUCCUGUACAAUAAGAUCGGGCAGAACGGCUUGCCAACCACCAUCGGCAUGUUGCUGUGGUGUGGUGCUCUCGUGAAUGGACCUUACGCACUCAUCACCACCGCAGUGUCAGCUGACCUAGGCACCCAUGAGUGUCUCCGAGGAAACUCGAGAGCACUGUCCACUGUAACAGCCAUUAUUGACGGCACUGGAUCAAUAGGUGCAGCUGUUGGGCCUCUGUUGGCAGGUCUGAUCUCUCCCACUGGUUGGAAUAAUGUUUUCUAUAUGCUCAUUGCUGCUGAUGUACUGGCCUGUCUGCUGUUGUCCAGGCUUGUCUAUAAGGAGAUCAGAGGAUGGUGCGGAUACACAACAAGAACGAGAGGGUUCAAAGAGAUCUGAGCUGCCCGCAGAACAAGAGAAUAUCACACCUGUGAUGGAAAAUUACUUGCAGCAUAACGACAAAAAGGGACCAUGGAUUGAUCCAACACGCUUAAGCCUUUUUUGCCUCCGGGGUUAUUUUAUAUGAAAAUUGUAACAUGAGACUUUCAUCCUUUUAUGCUGCUGCUGUGAGGGAGGAGGAGAGUCACACACACCCUCAUCCACACAGAACCUGAGUGGGAAUCACUAACCUCCUUUAUUUUAAUACAGGAUGUUUUUAGUGCCUGAUCCAAAUGCACCUUUUUCUGUCAUUAAAAUAUGCCAUCAGUGCAUACUCCUUUUAUCUGAUCUGUUUGUCUGUGAUCAUUCAAAUAUCACACGUGUUAUGAACCACACAUGUCAAUAAAAGCACGUUCUUUCUCA
Messenger RNA from Myxocyprinus asiaticus (Chinese sucker), 2406 nucleotides. RefSeq names its product glucose-6-phosphate exchanger SLC37A2-like. Gene Ontology annotation, cellular component: endoplasmic reticulum membrane. The coding region runs from base 517 to 2004 and encodes 495 amino acids. Lineage: Eukaryota; Metazoa; Chordata; Actinopteri; Cypriniformes; Catostomidae. The transcript is spliced from 18 exons. Gene Ontology annotation, molecular function: glucose 6-phosphate:phosphate antiporter activity. The record is from RefSeq and is a predicted model, not a curated record. Gene Ontology annotation, biological process: glucose-6-phosphate transport; phosphate ion transmembrane transport.